UCUUUGUAGCAGCUCUGUGGGCUGACAUUUUGUAUAGACUUUAGAGAGGGCUAGCGUGUCCAGAAUUGAUUGUGUAAUUUCGUGUAUAUUUUAGAAAACUGAGUGUAUAUUUUAUCGUGUUGUGCUACCGUGAUAUAUGUUCUACCGGAAAUAGUCGGUAUUUGUACCGAAAGUUGAUCGAGCUGCUCGAAAAAUCCAUGCGAAAAACUUUCAUCCCGGAAGGCGAUAAUCUAAAGAUAACUUUUUUUAUUCCCCCUGUGACUGCACUGCGCGGCGUGUCCUAAGAAGAAAAGAGAACAAGCAAAAAAUAAAAUGGCUCCACCGCACAAGAAAUACCGGAAGAACCAGUCCAAGGGGCCGUACUACUUCUUCAUGAUGGAGUACCGGAAGAAGCAGGAAGCGGCCGGGCAUGUCUUCCGCGGCGGCAACCACGAAGUCCAGCUAAAGGCGUCCCCGAUUUGGAACUCCAUGGCGCCCGAUGAGAAAACUAAGUACAACGAGAUGGCCCGGGAGCAUCGCGAGUGGCUCCGGGACAACGGAGAAAAGUACACCUCCCAGGGUGUACCGAUUUCGGUCGUCGAAGCGGAACAGAAAGCCAAAGUCCAAAAGGGCGAACUGAUCCGAAAUACCAUCAGCACCAUGCUGGACAACGGCAUCGCCAACAACGAGUUGGAAAAGGUCGAGUUCUAUUUCAUAUCCUUUUCAUAUUUUUGCGUAACAUCCGGGGGCACUUAUAUUCCGGCCGAAAUGGGUGUGGUGCGCUACAGUUUGAAAGACGGUGUCAAGGAUAAGUUGCACAUGUUUAUCGAUCCUGGCAAACUUCCGCUGGGCAUGGCCUAUGAAGCGAAACAACACGCCGAAAGCGACCAUCAGCUUCCGAUCCCGCCAGAUGCCAUGGGGGAGAAGGAUAACGAUGAGAUUAUCCUGCGGCUUUUCAGCUUUCUUUCGAACCAGGAAAAACUACCGCCUCUAUUUACCGAUGCUCCUGAUAUCAAGGUGGUAGAAAAUAUCCUGAAGGGUAUUCUGGCUCAGGGUGCCAUGGACGAUAAUACUUUGCUGGUUUGCCCGAUGGCCGAACUGUUUUAUCAACUGAAACGUGCCACCGAGAGUUUUGGCAUGGACAUCAAAACGUUCCCUUCUGUGCACAUUGCACAGGCCAUCAUUCAGAAGGACGUGUACGAGUACACGAAAGAUAUUGCAUGCGACUACCACGAAGAGCUGGGCAACGGCAAGUAUUGUCCGCUUUCUAAAUGUGUCCGAUGGGCGUUCAUUAUUUCCGACAGUUGCUGUCUGGAUUUGAGCAUCGAGAUGAAACCGGGCAAACAUUUGCCCAAGAACGCUGACACGGCCCUCUGCAGCACUACCGUGGGCGAUACGAGCACUGUGCUCAGCAACCAGAUGGAUAACUGCUCGUUCGUUUCCUCGUCGGAGGUAACACAUAUAACGAACCCGAGAAUGAACAAGCUCCCGCGGGACCACUACGAUUCGUUCGACGACAAGGGGUCCAAGUUGUAUAGCCAGAGCUAUGGAAUAAAGCCUGGGUCGUCUUCGUCGAGCUAUCGCUCCAGCCGGGACUACGAGUCAACUAGGAUCAAGGAUGACCCGGAUGCAAAAUAUGACGGUUACAGCAGCAGCAGUAGCCGACAUGACUCCCGAGACCCGCGAUACUCACGCGGUUCAACUUCUUCGUACCGUGGAUCUUCGCCGUCUCGAAGCUCUUACGAUAGUGGCUAUCGCCGGGACAAAGAUUCCUACAGAGAUUCACGAGAUCGCGACUCUUACAGGGAUUCUCGAGAUUCUCGAGAGCGGGGGCGUGAUUCGUACCGAGAUCGCGAUUCGUACAGAGACCGGGACAGUUAUAGUCGGCGCGGUCGCGAUUCUCCCGAUUACAGUGACUACAGUUCGUCCCGAACAGUCAAGCAGGAACGUCGUUCACCCGAUUCGGACCGCGGUCGCUCGUCGCGUCGCCGGGUAAGUGACGACGAUUACUCUCCGGUUCGCGUUAAAGACGAACGCCGUUCGCCGAGUCCGGGCGCCUCGAGCAGCCGUCGAGAAGACCGCCGCAGAUCGCCACCGGCUUCAACAACCUCGUCGUCGUACAGUGCCGUUACCGGGUACGGGCGUGGUUCACUGUACAGGCCACCGGCUUCCCCGCCAGGAAGCAGCCAAUUUUCCACUAGUGACUUUCCCGAGCUGGGAGCAGGUCGUGGCAAAUUGAGCAAAUAAGAAAAAAGAAAUUUUACUACAUAUAUUGACAAUCGAAAUGAACAUCUUUUCGAAGGAACCGAUUUUGCUAGCCCUCACACAAACAAAACACAGAUACCUUUAAGAGAACCCUCUGGUGAAAUCAAUCAUUUCAAACCAGUCUAAAUUUACUAACUUUGAAUUGUAUAUUAAGCUCACAAAGUUUUAAUCUGUUCGUAUCAUUUCACGUAAUCUCUUCAUGUAUAUUUUUUUUGUGUUUUUUUGUAUCCUUUUAUGUUUUUCAAACAACAUUUACCUAUGAUUUUACCAUAUUCUGCACCCAUUUGCUAACUAGGCUUAUCAGUUUUUUUUGUACACUGUAAGUAAUUUUUGUGACAACCAGAUUUUGAAGAAAGUAAAUAUCCCAGAAAUUGGUCCUUAUUGUCCAAAUAAAAUAAUGAUAAAAUAUAAACUAUGAUAUGAAAAAGAAAAAUUAAAUCUUACUGGUUUCCCCUUACUAAAUUCCAAAAUGAUGAGAGCUACGCCGCAACGCUUUUCUUACUACGAUAAGAAUCAAACUACAAUUUGAAAGAUAAGUUCACUGUCGUUCAAGUCUUGAAAAAAAAACGAAAAU
Molecule: messenger RNA, 2818 nt
Organism: Uranotaenia lowii
Lineage: Eukaryota; Metazoa; Arthropoda; Insecta; Diptera; Culicidae
Product: protein maelstrom homolog
Exons: 4
Coding region: 313-2226 (637 amino acids)
Biological process (GO): regulation of miRNA-mediated gene silencing; piRNA processing; negative regulation of DNA-templated transcription
Cellular component (GO): P granule; nucleus
Molecular function (GO): sequence-specific DNA binding
Source: RefSeq, a predicted model, not a curated record